Messenger RNA from Entrophospora candida, 499 nucleotides. Lineage: Eukaryota; Fungi; Glomeromycota; Glomeromycetes; Entrophosporales; Entrophosporaceae. The record is from the annotation of a GenBank genome assembly.
UACUGAUAGUAUUAAUUCUGCAUGCAGAAGUCUUGAUGAGUUCAUACAAAGGCCAAAUAAUUCCACACUAAAUCAGAGGACUGCAGUGAAUAAGCUUAAUGAAAUUACUACAUUUACACAUAGGCUCCGAGAUAUUGCUAAAUGGAAUGAUGAUCAAUUAGCGCCACUUCGGGCCCAAAUACAGCAAAAUCUUCAAGUACUCAAUCAGGUGAAUAAUCAGCUUACACAGGCCCAGAAAGAUCUUAAUCAACUUCAUCAGGAUUAUCUUCAUCUUAAUGUCGCUCAUACUCAGCUUAAUAAUACUCAUACUCAAUUUAUUAAUGCUCAGACCAAUUUUAUUAAUAAUACUCACAACCCACUUGUUCAGGCCAAUCAUCAGCUUACCCAGGCCUAUAACUUCGAGCAUGGGCAAUUACAAAUGUUCCAACAAAAAUAUGUAAAAUGGAAAAGAAUAGCCAGAAAUCCUGAUGUUAUUUGGCUUGUAGGCUUUUCAAAUUGA